AGUUGAUCCAAGAGUAAAUUUAAGUUCUCGCGAUUUUCUUUGGUUUUUGUUGAGUUUUUAAAGAUGUCCGAGGAAGGCAGCCCUUCUCUUUUAAACCUGCCGGAUUUCCGUAAACAAAAAAAUACCACUUUGUCGCCCAAUUCCCAGGCAAACGGUUCUCCUGAAGCUGAAGGGGGCGAAAGAAAAGUGAUUAUAAGACGUAGAAUUAUCAAUCCUUUUAGCGAUUCUGAUUCCGAAUGCGAAUCAAUACUGAAAAAGGUGGAUUUUGUACAAAGUAAUAAAAAAAACAUGAAAAAUCCAUCGAUACUAGAGAAGGAGAAGCAAAUGAAAUUUCUGCUGGAGAUUUUUCCCAACUUGGAAGCAAUGGUCAUACAUGACGUUCUCUCAAAACACAGCUUCAACACUGACUCUGCAGCUGCUGAGCUGUCCAAAGAGCACGGCCAAAGCCAGGUGCCUCAAAGGGUGUACUCGGAGUGGAAGCAAAACUACGAAGAAAGGCAAAACAAAAGUGAAAUAGACAAUGUUCUUAAAUACCAACAGCAGCAGAUGCAGCAAAGUGUCAGCUACCAGAACUACCAGCUGCCAAAAAGCAGGGGCUAUGAGAACAGGCAAAACGGGACGAGUAGCAGUUUCAAGAGGAAAAAUAUUGAUGUGGAUAUGAUGCCCAGAAAAAAAAAGGCCAGAAGAAGAAGAAGCUCAGAAGAUAGUGAUGACAGUCUGGGGAGCCUUAGAGAUUUUAAAGAUAACAGAGUAUUUGACAGCGACGAAGACUCUGACGUAGAAAUAAGUAACGAACUCACGGGUGAUAAGAAAAAAGUAUUAGAAUUUUUCGAAACUGCCACUAUAAACGAACUGCAAUUAAUGCAGAGUUGUAGCAAGAAAAAAGCCGAAUAUAUCUGUGAUGCGCGACCUUUCAACGGCUGGAUCGAUUUGGUGGAAAAACUGCAGUCGAACAAAAUCGUGAGCACGGACCUCCUGAACAGCGCGCAGCGCGUUCUGGCCACCAGAAACAACAUACGAGCGCUGAUGCGCAAGUGUUCCAACAUCGCGCAGGCGCUGGAGCGCGCCGUUGCCGCCGGCGCUGGCGUCAAAAUGCAACCGCGCAAUCUCUCUUCCGCGUUAAAACUGACGGGUUACCAGAUGGUGGGUUUAAAUUGGCUGGUGGUGAUGUUCAAUCAGGGUGUGAACGGGAUUUUGGCGGACGAAAUGGGCCUCGGAAAAACGGUGCAAGUGAUUUCGUUUUUGGCGCACCUAAAGGAGAUUGGUGCGGCCAAAAAUACGCAUUUGGUCAUCGUGCCCUCGUCCACCUUAGACAAUUGGCGUUCGGAGUUUGCGCGCUGGUGCCCCGAGUUGCGAGUCUUCAUGUACUACGGCAGCACCGAAGAGCGCCGCGGUUUCCGCUUCGACCUGGCCAAAGGGAUGCUGGCCGAUUUCGACGUCAUUUUGACGACGUACACCAUCGUCGCCAACACGCCCGAAGAGCGGAAAAUGUUCCGCGUCACGCCGAUGCACUACGUCGUCUUCGACGAGGCUCACAUGCUGAAAAACAUGAACACGCAGCGCUACGAGAACCUGAUCAGGAUAAAUGCCAAACACAGGAUUUUGCUGACCGGCACCCCGUUGCAAAACAACCUGUUGGAACUGAUGUCCCUCCUCAACUUCGUGAUGCCCAAAAUAUUUUCCGAGAAGGUGGACGAUUUGAAGAGCCUGUUCCAAAAAAAUUCCAAAGGCAAGCAGGAGGACGACACGCUGCCGGCCUUCGAGCGCGAGCAGAUCGAGCAGGCCAAGCGCAUAAUGAAGCCGUUCGUGCUGCGCCGCCUCAAGUGCGACGUGCUGCAGGACCUGCCGAAGAAGUCGGACCACGUGGCGGUGGUGCCGCUGGCCGCGUCGCAGAAGCACAAGUACGAGCAGCUGGUCGGGUCGUUUCAGAGCGCCAGCGCCGAGACCGGCUACAACGGCAUGUCGAUGAUGUCCGACCUGCGCAAGCUGUCGAACCAUCCGCUCUUGCUGCGCUACAACUACGGGCUCGAUAAAAUUACCGCGAUCGCGAAGAUCUUGGCCAGCGAUCCCAAUUACAAGGACACCAAGGUCGAGUACAUCGUCGAAGAUUUGACGUGGAUGUCGGACUUCGAGAUACACACCAUGGCCAAGAAUUUUAGGACUCUCACAAAGUUCAUUUUGCCCGACAACCUUUUGACCGUUUCCGGUAAGUUUCAUCACUUGGACAACAUGCUGCCGGAUUUGAAGUCCAAUGGGCACCGCGUGCUGAUUUUCAGCCAAUACGUGAUCAUGUUGAACGUGAUGGAGGAGUACUUGCGAGUCAGAAAUCACAGCUACCUUAGGCUGGACGGAAGCACGGCCGUCAACAUAAGGCAACAACUGAUAAACGAGUACACCGAAGACCGCAGCAUUUUUAUAUUUUUGUUGUCGACGAAAGCCGGUGGUUUGGGCAUAAAUUUGACGGCUGCAGACACGGUGAUAAUUCACGACAUCGAUUUUAAUCCCUACAACGACAAGCAAGCCGAAGACAGGUGUCAUCGUAUGGGACAAACGAGACCUGUCACUGUUUACAGGCUGAUAUCCGAAGGGACCAUUGAAGAGGGAAUGUUGCAAAUGAACAAGGAAAAACUUAAGUUGGAGCGAGAAAUCACGACAGACGAAACCGACAAUCCCGACGUGAGAAGUGUGGUUAGGAUACUUUCGAGUGCUUUGGGAAUUGACCAAUCGAAAGCCAACAGCCUCGUCUCCCCAAAAAAGAAAACCUGAUUAACGUAGUUUUUAUUUUAGUUAAUUUAUUUACCUCUGAACUUUAUUCAACCGACAUUUUUUUUACUUUCACCAGCAUAAUACAAUCCAGUUAAUGCUGAACAGUAGCACAAGUGAUUUCUUAAAUUUGUUAGUAAGAUAAUAUAUUUGUUUAAUUUUAUAUUUGCUGUAAUAAAAAUAAUGAAUGGAA
Brassicogethes aeneus is the source of this 2956-nucleotide messenger RNA. The record is from the annotation of a GenBank genome assembly. Lineage: Eukaryota; Metazoa; Arthropoda; Insecta; Coleoptera; Nitidulidae.